Molecule: messenger RNA, 576 nt
Organism: Papaver somniferum (opium poppy)
Lineage: Eukaryota; Viridiplantae; Streptophyta; Magnoliopsida; Ranunculales; Papaveraceae
Product: ribonuclease H-like
Exons: 1
Coding region: 1-576 (191 amino acids)
Molecular function (GO): RNA-DNA hybrid ribonuclease activity; nucleic acid binding
Source: RefSeq, a predicted model, not a curated record
AUGUGGGAUUCUGCUUAUGACCUACAACUUUUAAAAAAAAUUGAUUUGAAAUGCAGAAAAGUGAAGACAACAAGAAUUAAAGAGAUUUUCUUCCAACUUCCUAAGCCUCCCCACAUCUUGAGAUGCUAUGAUGGUGCUUCAAGGGGCAAUCCUGGUGAUGCAGGUUAUGGGUUCAUAUCUAGACAUUGGAAUGGAGAGUACUUAUUUGCUAUAUCAGGAGGUUUAGGUCUGGCUACUAACUUCAUGGCAGAAGUAUUUGCAAUCUUAUGUUCAGGAGAAUGGGCUAUCAACAACAAUUUCUUUAGUGUUUGUUUUCAAACAGAUUCACAAGCAGCUAUGACAGCUUUUCAGACAGGAGCAGUACCAUGGUGGGCCAAAACAAGGUGGAACAAAAUAAAAAGCUGUCUUCAAGAAUGGUAUUUUGCUCAUAGUUAUAGAGAGAAAAAAUUUUCAGCUGACUUGAUGGAAAAAAGAGAUGCAGGUCUAGCCAAGGGAGAAAGAAAAUGUUACAGAACAAGACCUAACUUCAUCAGAACAUUAGAGAUACUAGACAAACCAUAUUACAGAUUCUGCUAA